CAAAACGGUGUGGCGGCGAAGCGCCGAUGGGCGCGGCUGUCCGACUUGCAGGCGCUGAGGGAGUCUCCUCCUCCUCCUGUCUUUCCUCCUCCACCUCAUCCUCGGUCUGGACGACUUCAGCGCGUGACUCGUUUCUACCAGCAGCAGCAGCAGCUGCCCGAUCGCGCGCUAAAGUUGUCUGCAAGCGAACGAAGCGCAUUCAACGAGUGUGUCCACAACCGCCACAAGCUACGCCGCAGUCACCGUGUGUUGCUUCGCGAGUGAGUGCCAGUCGUUCGUUUUCUUCCCCCAGCCAUCUGGUACGUAUCAGAUGAGU
This is a messenger RNA of Soboliphyme baturini, 316 nucleotides long. The record is from the annotation of a GenBank genome assembly. Lineage: Eukaryota; Metazoa; Nematoda; Enoplea; Dioctophymatida; Soboliphymatidae.